ACAUAAGAGGAGUCAGACACAUCACGGAGACGUGUUUUUUCUACGUGCGAGCUGCCGGAGCUGCUCUGUGUUUGUCUGCCGUCGAGGGACGUCCUGUCCAGGGAUCUGACUGAGGCCGGAGCCGCCGAGCUGCUGCUGCUGCUGCUGCCCCUGAAUCCGCACUCACAGCAGCCUCCCUCACCUCCAGUCAGGCCGGUGCACUGCUGCCUCAGACCCAGCUGAGAUGGCUCCCACCCUGGCCACAGCCUUCUCCCGCCGCUGGUGGAUGGCGGUGACAGCCGUCAUCGAGAACCUGCUCUUCUCUGCCGUGCUGCUCGGUUGGGGAUCCCUGCUCAUCAUGCUCAAGUCUGAGGGCUUCUACUCGUACUUGUGUAAAGAACAUGAAAACAGAUCCAGCCUCAUCUUCGCCAACACAUCCACCUCUAAGAAUGCCAGCUCACCUGAAGAGUACCUGGAAAUGAAUGGCUGGUCCAUCUGCAAGGACCAGGACGAGAUGUUGAACCUGGCCUUCACUGUGGGCUCCUUCCUGCUGUCCGCCAUCACUCUGCCCAUGGGCAUCGUCAUGGACAAAUAUGGACCGCGGAAACUGAGACUUGUGGGCAGUGCCUGCUUUGCCUUUUCCUGCCUCCUCAUCGCCUACGGAGCCAGUGAUCCCAACAACCUGUCCAUACUGAUCUUCUUUGCUUUGGCGAUGAACGGCUUUGGAGGCAUGUGCAUGACCUUCACUUCUCUGACGCUCCCCAACAUGUUUGGAGACCUGAGGUCGACCUUCAUCGCCCUAAUGAUUGGAUCCUACGCCUCCUCCGCUGUCACCUUCCCGGGUAUUAAGGUGAUCUAUGAUCUGGGUGCCACCUUCGUCUCCAUCUUGAUGGUUUGGGCCGGCUGCGCCUGCCUCGUCUUCCUCAACUGCUUCGUCAACUGGCCUCUGGAGCCCUUCCCCGGCCCAGAGGACAUGGAUUUCACGGUGAAGAUCAAGUUCAGCUGGCUGGGCUUCGACCACAAGAUCACCGGGAAGCAGUUUUAUCGGCAGGUGACCACCGUGGGGCGCCGCCUCAGUGUCGGCAACUCCAUGAAGCAGCAGCACCAGCCGCCCAAAGACCUGGCCACGCAGGAGGCCAACAAGCUGUGCCUGUCCACCGUCGACCUGGAGGUGAAGUGCAAGUCCGAGCUGGAGACUCAGACCUUCAUGAAAAGCAUCUUCAGUCCAAUCUUCCUGCUCAGCCUCAUCACCAUGUGCGUGACCCAGCUGCGCCUCAUCUUCUACAUGGGCGCCAUGAACACUAUCUUGGAGUCCCUGACGGAUGGGGACCUGAGCACAGUGGAGAAGAUGCAAGUGGUGAGUGUUUACACGUCCAUCUUUGGCGUGCUCCAGCUUUUGUGUCUGGUCACCUCUCCUGUCAUUGGCUACGUCAUGGACUGGAAACUCAAAGAUUGUGAGGACGAGAGUGACAAGUGUGCCAAUAGGGAGCCUGGUCAGCCCCGGCGCCCUAACAAACAGAUCCAGAAGAUCGUCAACGCCACCAGAGCCUUCAUUUUCACCAACCUGCUCCUGGUUUGCUUUGGAUUCACCUGCAUCAUCCCCAACCUGCACCUUCAGAUUCUGUCGUUCGUCCUGCACACGAUCGUCAGGGGCUUCAUCCACUCUGCAGUCGGAGGCCUCUACGCUGCUGUGUACCCGUCCUCUCAGUUCGGCAGCCUGACAGGCAUGCAGUCUCUGAUCAGCGCUCUGUUCGCCCUGCUCCAGCAGCCUCUCUUCAUGGCCAUGGUGGGACCCCUGGAGGGAGACCCUCUAUGGGUGAACGUGGGCCUGCUGGUGCUGAGCAUGCUGGGAUUCUGCCUGCCCCUCUACCUGCUGUGCCACAGCCGCCACCUCCAGCGCCUCAGAGACGAGCGCGACGAGGAUCCCAAGAUCUACGUCCAGAUCAACAACGGCGACAAGCCCGAGGCCUUCGUCUAGAAAGACUGGAGAGUUCAUACACCAAAAAGAGACAGACAGAGAGAAGAAGAAGAGAGGGAGAGGACGGUGGUGGAGGUUAUCAUAGCCUGGGUGACACUUGUGAAAAAUACACUCUGUCUCUCCCUUACACCCCCACCCCCCUCCACACCCCCACACACACACACACACACACACACACACUCUACAUUACACUGCCAGACAUGACUACACACCACUGUGACACCCAGUGUUCCCCUCCUUCAUCUGUUGUGUAUACACUGUGGGAAGUGAGACCCACACAUACACAUCCUCUCCAGCCCUACGGAGAUGUGUGUGUGAGUGUGUGAGUGUGUGUGUGUGUGUGUGUGUGUGUGUGAGUGUGUGUGUGUAUUCAACAGCAUCUCUGUAAUGAGGAGUAAAUAGACUUAUGGGCGAAAGAGGAGGCAACGUUACACGUGCCGCUGAUGGUCGACUUGUUUAUGCUCUGCUGUUCCGUCUUAUAAACCAUCGAAGGAGAAAAGGACAAAGAUUUCUGCCAAUAGAAUGUGUGGGAAUUUUAGAGGAGACAAAUUGUCAGUGACAGUAUUGUGCUUUUACACACAGCCCACUCUACCACAUAUCUGAAAUCUGGUGCGGUGUGAACGUGUUGCCACCACCGAGCAACCAUGGAGUAACUAUAGAGUAACCACAGAGCAAACAAGGGUGUUACUAUGGUGACGGCCUGGUGUCUGUUUUAUUCGUGAGGACUUGAAACAUCCCCUUGGGAGACAAAAUAAAAGUACGUAGACACAAGCGCACACAGACACGCGCACAAGUUGCACCACUGGUCCGGACGUCUGCUUCCUCUUGCGCUGGAGGGCAUUAUCCAAAUAAGAAUCCAUAGACAGCAGUAUUGGUAGCAGUUGAGAUUGAAACACACAGUAUGACAGCACAUGACGCACAGAUGAAUCAGAGUAAAACACAGCAGCAGGAGCCGCAGCUUUGUGUGCGUGUGUGUGUGUGUGUGUGUGUGUGUGUGACAUGAUGCAAUGUGAGAAAGUGGCUUCUGAUGUUUGAAAAACUACACUGCAUGAUUCCAGUGUUGACAUGCUGGUCCUUUAUUACACUUUCACUCAGUCAGUAGUGCAGGAACACACUCAGUAAAGUUUUUUGUUUCUCUAAGUCAUGAAUUCCUAUGUAACCUUUUAUUGUUGUUGUUUUUUUCUUUUUAAAUGUAUUUAUUGCAAUAUGAUUGCAGAUGUACUGUUAAAUCUUUUUUUUACCCUACAUACGAUCUGAAGAUGUGGAGGAGGAAUUAUGUUUCUAGACUAUGUAUACAGGAUGACGAUAUUAGAUGUAGUGCGUUUUAAAAGGCUGCCGUGGCGUAGAGGUGGAGCCCCCUGUUGUUCUGCUCGCUACACACACAUGGGUUUUGGAAAUGUUCAAUUCGUCGUAGCAAUAAGUGCUUCUGUGGGAUGCUGGGCAACGCGUUGACUCACAAUCAAACACACGGACAGGCAUAUAAUGUUUAUGGGCUGUAUCUCUAAUCCACAACGGGUGCUAAUUAAUUACAGAAAUGUGUUUUGUGUAUUUUUGCUAGUUGAAGUCAUUUUACCACAAAGGGCAACACAAUUGGCAUAAAUUUACCAUGCUGUGGUUUUCCAAAGAACCAAUCAUUUCACGUGGCUACUUUUCUCUUGGCUUUUGAUGGAGAUUGUUGAUACUGCACCAUAACACGCAGUGGAGCCACUUGAAUUCACCAGUUACUGACAUAAAGGGACAUUAGCUUGAAGGUAGCAGGCUGAUAAAGACACAUUCGUCCUACUAAAAAAAAAAAGACUGAAAAGCCCAGGAGGCAGGAGCAUUGAGGGUGUAGAGAAUGAUACAGGGGGAUAAUAUUUGCAUUUCGAUUCAGCCCACUGUCUUCAGAUGCCACAGAGUAAAGCUCCAGAUAGUCUCUGCCCGCCAGUAAACUCACAGAGGCACUUCCAAAGACAGCCAUGGCCCUCAGAGUGCCUCUUCAUGAGUACGGGACGAUUGGAGGAGUAGAUUCAAUGUUGCCCACCCAGUCCAGUCCCUCCCUCCAGUCACAUAUCCAUCUAUCUGUUGCUCUCAUCCACCCAUCCAUAAGUCCGCAAACAUGUCGCGAAGUGUUGGCGGAGCUGAGAGACAAGCCUCUGCUGCCACCAGAGGCCCCCAGUGAAUGACUUAGCGAGAAGCGAAUGGCACAUGAUGCACUUUAGACCUUGAAAAUGGACCUCAGUCAUGUAUUUCUGAAUGGCCUGCCCCCCCCCCUCCCCCACCCUGCAACGGACACAAAGCGCAUGGCUGUUUAGUGGUGAUUCAUGAUUCAAUGAAUGUAUACUUAGAGCUUCAGAUGUAGACUUUUAAUUCCGAACAUGAGAAUGGAAAGAUGCUGUUAUUUUUUUAUACUCAGAAAUUGCUUCACGUGUUUCCUAUAUUGCCUUUAUGUGCGUGGACGGUGCGGCAGAGUCUUGUCUCUCAGCUCAGGACCUUUUUGUAAUUGUGGACAUCACCAUAUCACAACUGUAGGACACAAUCAUCCUCAUUCACCUACAUGAUACCUAUCUAGGAUCAGAGAGAACUGUAUGGAGUCAAAUUGGUGCUGGAAUCAUUCAACUGUUUUCUUAGAUGUCAAAUGUAAAGGAACUUCAGUAAAGUAAAGUAUUCUACAUUUCUAAUAAAACCAAAUUCACAUUUGUA
Molecule: messenger RNA, 4639 nt
Organism: Paralichthys olivaceus (Japanese flounder)
Lineage: Eukaryota; Metazoa; Chordata; Actinopteri; Pleuronectiformes; Paralichthyidae
Product: large neutral amino acids transporter small subunit 4-like
Biological process (GO): transmembrane transport; neutral amino acid transport
Molecular function (GO): neutral L-amino acid transmembrane transporter activity; L-amino acid transmembrane transporter activity
Source: RefSeq, a predicted model, not a curated record